GAGCGGGGCUUGCCUUCUCGCCGCCUGCUCUCCGAGCCGCGCGAGCGCUCGACGGAGGGCUUUUCAGUUUCAGCGGCGGCCGUUCGGCGGAACGGGGAAAGCGGCGGCGCGGUUAUACAACAGCCGGUGAAAAGGAAAUGCGGACCUUGUCGGGUGACCCUGCCGCCGCGAUGCGCGUCCCGGAAGGGGGGCCCCACGGAUGCUGCCGACGAGUGCGUGGGGGGGUGUGCCGUUGUCGUCGCUAGAACCCGCGGCCCGGGCAUUGGGGGUGUUUGUGGCGAUGCCUCUGCACACGGUCCGGGUGACACCUGUUGACAAACAUGCGUCCGCGGAUAAACUCAAGGACAAAAAGGUGUCCAGCAUGGAGCAGCAGCAGCAGCAGGUGCCCCAGCAGGUGCCCCAGCAGCAGCAGCGGCGGCGGUCUUCUUCGAACGGCCUCAACGGCGACAUGUGCCGCAUUUGCCACUGCGAAGCGGACGCCGAGAAUCCGCUCAUCUCGCCCUGCUACUGCGCCGGCAGCCUCCGGUUCGUGCACCAGGCCUGCCUCCAGCAGUGGAUCAAGUCGUCCGACACGCGCUGCUGCGAGCUCUGCAAGUUCAACUUCAUCAUGCACACCAAGAUCAAGCCCUUCAGAAAGUGGGACAAGCUGGAGAUGUCUUCGGUGGAGCAACGUAAGGUACUCUGUUCCAUUACGUUCCACGUCGUGGCGAUCACAUGCGUGGUCUGGUCGCUGUACGUCCUCAUCGACCGGACGGCGGAAGAGAUGCGAGAGGGCAACCUGGACUGGCCCUUCUGGACCAAGCUCAUCGUGGUGGCCAUCGGCUUCACGGGGGGCCUGGUCUUCAUGUAUGUCCAGUGCAAGAUGUACGUCCAGCUGUUCCGUCGCUGGCGGGCCUUCAACAGGGUCAUCUACGUGCAAGACGCGCCCGUGCCGGACAAGGGCGCGGCGCUGCCCACGGCCGCCCAGCUGGCGGCGCCAGUCACAGUCCAGGAGACCACGUCGUCCAAGCGGCCCCACGACGGCCCCACCGAGGUCACCGUCGCCAAGGACUCGGGUCCGCAGGACGCGGACGACUCCAGGGGCACCAGCUGAGUUGGUCUCCGGGACGCCACGGUGCUCCCCGUGUACAUAACCCCGUGUAUAUAGGUGGACGCGCAAGGACAUCCCGUUAUUUUACUAUAGGAUGGUAUUCAAACGCCGGGGCCCGUGUCUCCGGCACGCCGGCUCCGAGUCUAGUGUUCCUGUGCCACACGACGUUUCCUCUCCCCCGAACAAUGCGGGCAUGUUCGCCAGCAGUCUCCGGGAGACGUCGGCUCAUUGCGGCACGACGCCAACAUCGAGAACCUCGAGUAGUUUCGGAUCUGCUAGAAUUGCCAGCCGUUCGGAUCUUAUGGUUGCUAGUCUUACAAGUGAAGAAAAGCUAAGGCGAGCGCGAGGGGCGCUUUGGACGUGCCAUGUUGGUUUCGGGGACCGUCCCCCGGGGGGAAGGACUUGCUCACGCGAAACCGGGGACUGCCUCUGCGCGCGACAAGGGCAGCUGUCCUCCCCGCUAGAUUGGUUCACAAAAGGGAAGAAGUGCCUUUUGGGUUCGAGUGCUGUUCUGUUUCGUGUUGACACGCAAAAAAGAGACAGACCGAUAACAGAGAAUCUAGUUUUCAAUCAUCUCCGAUCGAAAGCACGACAUUAAAAAUAAACUGAUACAGGAAAA
This is a messenger RNA of Ixodes scapularis (black-legged tick), 1709 nucleotides long. RefSeq names its product E3 ubiquitin-protein ligase MARCHF8. The record is from RefSeq and is a predicted model, not a curated record. Gene Ontology annotation, molecular function: MHC protein binding; zinc ion binding; ubiquitin protein ligase activity. Gene Ontology annotation, biological process: protein polyubiquitination; antigen processing and presentation of peptide antigen via MHC class II; immune response. Gene Ontology annotation, cellular component: cytoplasm; early endosome membrane; late endosome membrane. The transcript has 3 exons. Lineage: Eukaryota; Metazoa; Arthropoda; Arachnida; Ixodida; Ixodidae. The coding region runs from base 200 to 1093 and encodes 297 amino acids.